This is a messenger RNA of Metschnikowia bicuspidata var. bicuspidata NRRL YB-4993, 1563 nucleotides long. It is a transcript of the gene CTA9, whose product is annotated as Cta9p. Bases 1 to 1563 code for a protein of 520 amino acids. The transcript has a single exon. The record is from RefSeq and is a predicted model, not a curated record. Lineage: Eukaryota; Fungi; Ascomycota; Pichiomycetes; Serinales; Metschnikowiaceae.
AUGACGCUGAACCAAGCUAAUUCCACAGGAAUCUAUCGGCACAUAGCUCCCAUGAGAGAUAAGCAAAAACCCAAUUGUCUCUUUUCGUCGGACAUUCCCUAUAAAAUCUCUUCAUGUGUGGCGAAACUACAUUUAUACAAAGGAGAUUACAGCAACAGGCGCGUAGACCUUGCCGAAUAUAUCCAAUGGUUUGAUAUUACGCUUGAGUUAAACACUUUGCUCCUGAGAAAUAUGGAAAUUUUGCCCUCUGAACUUGCACGGAUCAACUCAAUGUUUGUGGCUGAAGGAAGGGCCCCCGAAUCCAGUCAUAGUAUAAGAGCCUCUUCGCCGUCAAUUCCGGCGGUAUGGAGAGCAAUUCUUUUCACAAAAAAAAAUAGUGAGACAUUUGUGGUGAAUUUCCGUUUGGACGUCGAUCAGUUCUUAGUGGACCUAUCUAAUAUCAGUGAUAUGUGCCUACAUUUUCAUGCCAACGAAACUAUCCAGCCACUCCUACUGCUGGAUAUCGCCAACCAUUUGAAGACGUAUGUUCAACACAAGCUCCAACAAGAAUUAAACAACAACAACGACAUUUCGUUCGACAUCACAAAUUCUUCCACCAUUCUUCAAGACCUGCCACCAAAUGAGAGUAUUGCUCUGUUCAAAGCUAUAUAUACAAACACACACAACGAAGCGCUAGAUCUUGCCAUCACAUCUCUAGACGAAUGUGACCUUUCGUAUGUCAUUGAGAAGCAGCUGAUUUACUACGUUGACGACGAGUUUGACAAUACGGAUGACGAGAUGAAACUAUUGCACUCCGAUGAGAGUGGCAAAUCCCAAUUAAAUGAAGACGAGGAUCUGGAUUUUGCUGAGACAAACUCAUUUCGUGAAAGAAUAUUCGUUGAUUACCAAGCUCCCGAGUUUCUAGCGAACGAGAUCUCCUCCAUCUCCUUGUCAGAGAACUUGGUAUUAUCUUCCGCAGCGAAGGCUACUAAAACUGGAAGCAAUGACCAGUUUUUUGAUAUCCCAAAUGUUGAUAGCAAGGGAAGAGAAGAAGUACAAGAAAGCAAAUCAGCGGAUGCACUCAGAGAAUGUACAAAGUAUUCAGAAUCCGAUGAAGGUGUGACUUUGUCAAAUACGGAACAUGCUAGCGCACAUUCACAGCAGAUGUCUGUACACGACGGUAUUUUGGUCUAUGAAAACAACAGCUCGCUCGAUGAGAGACUAAAAGAGAUUCCAGCCUACACGACCGAAUGUCAGGAUACUAUACAAUCACCAAUGGUGUCUCCAAAAAAGAAAGACAACCAAAGUUAUGGAUCCGAAACGACCGGCGAAGAGAACCUGCUUCGAAAAAAAGCCUCCAUUUCGUUCAUUGACCACGACGAGAGCCUUGGUCUUCAGUUUGCCUUCAGAGACUCUUCAUCGUCGGUUCCUGAAUAUAUCAAGGAGAACAAGAAGUUUAAGUUCAUCAAGGUGGGCAAAGUGCAGAAAUUUGUAAACAUGUUUGAAGAACACAAGGAAAUAGCCAGCAAUCCCCUGAGUCGAGUUGGCACGAGACCAGGCAGCCCGGUAUCACGCAUAGACUAG